AUGCACCUGCCCGGCUCCCCUCUAAGCAUGGCGGACGGGAGCUUCUCUCUCUCGGCCCACCUGGGCAGGAGCCCCGGCGGCCCCCCGUCCCGGCUGCACAGCAUCGAGGCCAUCCUGGGCUUCCCCAAGGAGGACGGGCUGCUGGGCGCCUUCCAGCCCGUGGGCAGCCCGCGGGCCCUGAAGGAGGCGGACAAGCGGAGCCCCCGGCCCUGCUACCCCAAAAUGCCCGGGGAGCCGCCGGAGGAGCAGGAGAGCGGGGCCGAGGAGUACGAAGAGCCCGGCUGCCUCCAGCACCCGCAGGAGCGGCUCACCCCGCCGCGGCCGGACGCCAAGCUGGCGGACGAGGAGCAGCCCAAGAAGAAGCACCGGCGCAACCGCACCACCUUCACCACCUACCAGCUGCACGAGCUGGAGCGAGCCUUCGAGAAGUCGCACUACCCGGACGUGUACAGCCGCGAGGAGCUGGCCGUCAAGGUCAACCUGCCCGAAGUGCGCGUGCAGGUGUGGUUCCAGAACCGGAGAGCCAAAUGGAGAAGGCAAGAGAAACUGGAAGUCACUUCAAUGAAGCUGCAGGACUCCCCUAUACUCUCCUUCAGCCGAUCCCCCCAGCCCUCCGCCUUGGGAACCAUCAACAACAAUUUACCGCUGGAGUCUUGGCUCACCCCACCGCUGGCUAACAGCACCCCUCUGCAGACUCUGCCCGGCUUCGUGGCUUCCCCCCAAAGCCUCCCCAGCAGCUACACCCCUCCACCUUUCCUGAAUUCGCCGCCACCCAUAAGCCACACCUUGCAGCCCCUGGGGACAAUGGGGCCUCCCCCGCCCUACCAGUGCGGGACCAAUUUUGUGGACAAAUUCCCCUUGGAAGAGACGGAUCCUAGGAACACCAGCAUAGCUGCGUUACGGCUGAAAGCAAAGGAGCAUAUUCAGUCCAUUGGGAAACCGUGGCAGACAAUCUGA
Molecule: messenger RNA, 957 nt
Organism: Gopherus evgoodei (Goodes thornscrub tortoise)
Lineage: Eukaryota; Metazoa; Chordata; Testudines; Testudinidae
Gene: RAX
Product: retina and anterior neural fold homeobox
Exons: 3
Coding region: 1-957 (318 amino acids)
Biological process (GO): positive regulation of transcription by RNA polymerase II
Molecular function (GO): DNA-binding transcription factor activity, RNA polymerase II-specific; RNA polymerase II cis-regulatory region sequence-specific DNA binding
Source: RefSeq, a predicted model, not a curated record